CAGACGGGAGGUUCCUGACAGAUAGUAUCAGCAGUGUCAACAGACUGUUUCCAGAUGACAAAGAUCAGCAUAUAAGAACAGAAGAGAGAGGAAUCAUGUUUGAGAACUUCAGAGAAAGACUUCACAUGGUGCAGCAGGAUUUCACCACCGGCUUCAAGACCCUUGGAGACAAAUCCAGAGACACCAAAAUCCGGAGGAGACCCAGGUUUGAAGAGAGCUUUCCUCAUUUCACUGCUGGACUGGACAUCCUCAGCAGGUAUGAGGAGAGCUGGUUUCUGCUCCAUAAAAGAACUAAAGACUGCGCUCAGGCUGCAGAGGCAGUAGAUGGGGACAUAGUGAUGCUCUCAGCACAUUGGGAGAGAAGGAGAACAGCUCUAACUCAGCUCCAGGAACAGCUGCAGAGCUUGCCGUCCUUCAUCAGUGAGCUUGAUGCCAUCACUGCUAACAUCGCUUAUUUGGAAGGUGACUUUGAGGAGAUGGAGAGCAGACUGGUGUACCUGGAGACUCUGUGCUGUCAGUGUGAACAACAGACAUUCAAACAACAUCAUAACAACCAACUAGAAGUCUACAAGAAGAAGAAGAGGAGGGAGCUGGAGGUGAUGGAAGUGGAACUGCACUCUGAACAUGCUCAAAAGGUGGCAGAGCUGGAGCAGGCCAUGCAGCAGAAACUGAGAGAACGACAGAAAGUCUAUGAAGAGGCCUUUAAUCAAGACGUGGAGCAGUACCUGUCCACUGGACACCUGCAGCACAGAGAGCCAACAGGAGCUGAUGUGCGUGUUCUGGAUCAGAUGAUAGUGACUAACAUGUCAGACCAGCAGGCCUUAGAUGACUUCCUGAACUCCAGUGGUGACGACAUCAGUACUGGAUCAUCACUGACCUCAGGUCCUGACCUUGAGUCCUGCUCUUCUGAAUCUUCAAGAAGUCAGAUGAACCCUCCCACAAACACCCACGUGUCCACUGAGGAGACAGCGUGGGACCAAGAGGAGGACGCAGCCAGUGAGGAGAGUGGCGAGCCUUUGGUGCAGUCAGAUGAAGAGGACGUUCAGCCAGAUAUGUCACUGAUUGGCCUACAGGAUGUUGGCACAGUGAGGGGCUCUGAUGACAGUGACCCCACAGGGGAUCUGCCCUCUGGGUAACCUAGCAACCAGGCCCCUCAAACUUUCUUCAAACACUGAGUUAACACUAACUCCUGGUGCCCUUCUGGUGCCAUCUGCUUUAACUGGACACAGUUCCCAUCUGUAACCAACAUGAGCCAACAGUGCUUCUGUACUCUGACGGCUGGGCUCAAAAACUGCUUUUCAGUUUUAUCAUGAAAACAUUAACACAAAUAAAUGUUCAUAAAGUGUCAGUCAGUUAUGCUACCUGACUGAGACAUUGUCGAUUCAUUGUUGAUUAAUAAAAACCUUCUUGAUGCAUCAAGAUAAAUCAAAGCAAUAGAGUAAGCACUUGACUUGUGUCCUUUGAUAUAAAGACUCUUAGUCUUAGUUACCUUAUUUAAUUGUGAUUGUCUUCAAGGUAUAGAUAUAUAUUGUACCUUGUAUUUCCUGCAUUCUGUCUUUGAAACAGCUGCAGGGACUGAGCCUGUACCAUAGAUGGAGCAGCUGGUACCAAUGUGUACCCCUUUCAGUGGGGCGGUCUUAAUGUACUGGUCUUGUCUUGUGGCCUUUAUGACCCUGUUUAACAUGUUGAUCUCACAAUAAAGUCGAUCACUAUCACUCUAAA
Messenger RNA from Plectropomus leopardus (leopard coralgrouper), 1722 nucleotides. RefSeq names its product dysbindin-A-like. NCBI's taxonomy places the organism in Eukaryota, Metazoa, Chordata, Actinopteri, Perciformes, Serranidae. Gene Ontology annotation, biological process: neuron projection development; anterograde synaptic vesicle transport; negative regulation of protein kinase activity. Gene Ontology annotation, cellular component: BLOC-1 complex; cytoplasm; neuron projection. The record is from RefSeq and is a predicted model, not a curated record.